UGUAUUACGACUUCUUGACAAGAACGAGAGUAGUGCAAAUUACAAGUAGAGCACUGCGAAUUACAAGCAGGGCCUAGCUCUGAACAAGUAGUGCAAUUACUCUCCGAAAUAUACGAGCUAUGAAGAUUAAGAUCCUUAUUUAUAUCAGUUACUACAAGUUCAAGCUCUCAAAAUUUUCACAGGGACCGAAAAGGAUGGUCGUCGUGAUCACAUUCAUUACUGUUUUUGGUUACAGGGAGGUCUCUUUGUUGAGUAAUUUGAAAAUCGUUGGACAGCUCUUUUGUUCUUUCCCAAACAGGCAUGCGCUUUUUCCGAGUUGUGAAGUCCCUCCCAUUGUAAAUGGAUAUAGUCCACCCUUUUUUUAUUGGUUCUUCCGAAGCAAGACUCAGGCUGACUUAGUUUAGUUUGUCCCUCCACUUAUACUUCAAAUUCGACAUGAAGAACAUGAUUAGCAACCUCGUGUUAGUAUUUCUUUUGAGCAAGAAUGUGCUAUCGGUAGCUUGACACACGACGCCAUAUGUUGCGAAUAAAAUGUUCCGAAGUAGGUACUUGUUGCACAUCUUUUUCAAGUGAAUGCUCUAUGCUUUGUAAGUACUUCCUUGCUUGAAAAGUGAACCAUCUCUACGAAAAUGCGCGAUACCGAGACGGAGCACCACGUGUUAGGGGGCGAGGCAGCCCUCUCGCCAAGCACCGGGUAUUAUACGGUGGAAACGGAAGCGAAUUUCGGCGGUAUUAUUUCCGAUCUGGUAGCGACGCUGAGCGGUGGAGCACUUGGAGGAGACGAGCUCAGUGUUGGUAGUACAAGAGAAUAUAGUACAUCGGUAACGACGGGUCACCAAUCGAAGCGUAACUGGCGAGACCGAAGCAGUUGGGGUGUCGAAUAUACUCUGAGCAGUAGCAGGGAUAGACCUGAUACUGUUCCAGUACAGUCGUCUGCGGAAGGCCCGGCUGUCCCGGAAGCAGGCGACAAUGCUGUGCAAUUGGCAGAAAUUGGCCGAGACAAUCAACAGGUGGCGCAGGUUGAGGUCAUUGACGAGGCUAUUCUUGAUAGAGGUUCAUCUUCUGCAGAUGACCGUACAACAACUCUACUUGGUACAACUACUGUUAGUAGGCCAACAUCAUCUCCUGCAAGAACAUCAGGUGGUGAGCAGAAACCUCUUGAGCAGAAGUCGCUUGCGGAGCUUGCACUAGCACAUCCUCUGACUCCAGCUUCCUCGAGCACGUCUCAGAGGGUCGGAUUUCCGACGAUAUCGACAGGUAGUCCUCCACCUUGCACGGCUUCAGCAGCAAUUUUUCGACCAUGGGACGAGGGCCACGGGUGCGUCGCGCAUUGCGCGUCGGAGUUUUCGUUACCCAUAGCUCUCUUGCUGCUCGCGAUCGGCCGCUUGUGGGUGCGUCGGAAGCGCGAUCGCUUCUUGCUACGCAUCAGAGAUCGCGAAAAUCUUCAUUACUACCAGGUCUUUGCGCUCCUUCAAAUUGUCUUGUUGCUCCCGCUGCUGUCGGGGUCGGCGCUUGGGCCAGUACUGGACGACCAGGAUGCCGUGAUUGGAGGAGGCGUCGGUCUUUUCGCGGUCUUAGCGUAUACGCUAUUCUUCCUGAUUUCCUUCGUACUAACGCAGCGUGCUGCAGCGAGCACGUUUCUGUGGGGUUUAGCGUGUGCAGCACGAUUUGCCCUACUUAAUCGCUCCUUAGCCGCGGCCUGGCAGCUGAGCACCGAGUCGUCGAUUUUCUCCGCACUAUCGGUUCUGCAGCUUUUGCAGUUAUCCGGGGAUUUCGUAGCCUCAAUUCAGGCUCUCGCAACCUUUGGCCUCUUGCUCGGAACGAAGCUAGGACUCCUUGCCGGCCGUCGCACGCGCACAGCCUCCUUAGCACAGCUGUUGCUGGAGUCGGGUCAGAACGCCACAGACCUCCACUCGCUAGCUGAAUUGGAAAAGGAGCUAACCAACAGGAUCGAUUCUAACCUGUCUCCGGAGGAAGAAGCGGGACUCUUCGGCAGAAUCUCCUUCAACUGGUUCACACCAGUCGUGCGGUUUUGCUACGCGAAACAGCAACAAGGAGAACAACUGCAAAUGGAACAGGUACUAAGGCUUGGUUGAAAGUGAGACUGAAGAAGGUUCUAAGACUUAGUUGAAAGUGAGAGCAGGUACUAAGACAAGUGAUGCGACUUUUACAAGAACUUGUUGUCAGGAUAAUGACAUGAUAUAAUACACCAAUCUUUUUCAUGUCUUUUCAACGCAAACUCCUCUCUUUUUAGAAGUUCACAAACAUUUUUGUUAUUCUCUCAAGCCAAAAAUGUUGAACAUGAUUCACUUAUUACACCAGGUCCCGCCACUCCCUGCAGAGGAUUUGUGCCAUGUGCAUUACCUGCGGUUAAAGCGCGAGUGGGAGAAGGAGCUGCGAGAGUAUGGCGCCAAUGGCUCGUUAACGCACGCGCUAACGCGCACGUUUGCCACAGAGGCGCUCUUCGGCUGGCAGGGUGUGUUGAAGUUGGUUUCGGACUUGAUGCAUUUCCUAAAUCCGUUCUUACUGAACACGCUGUUGAAGUAUCUGCAGGACGAUUCGACGAAGAACGACAGUCUCAAGGGCUGGCUGCUGGCUGUGGCGAUGUGCUUGACGUCCCUGUGGCAGGCGAUCUGCUUGACGCACUACUUCCAGAUCGGCUACCGGUGCGCGAUGCACGUGCGGUCUGCGCUGAUUAUGCUCGUCUUUCAGAAGAGUCUCAAGCUCGUUCCCGGAGCAUUUGCUGACGAGAAAGAAGCAUCAGCCGGAGGAGGGAGUACCUCUGUGAGCGGACCGGCGCAACAAGUGACCGCAGCUCAGCUAGGGAGCGGUCCGCGGUCGAGCUGGGUGCAGAAGCUUCUAGCGGCAUUUCUGCCGGAAAAGCCGGGGAAAUCGGACUACGAGGGCAGUGUAGGGCAGAUUAUGAACUUAGUCACUGCCGACACGGAUCGUUUUAGUCUGCUGAUGCCGUAUUUGAACUUGCUGUGGAGUGCGCCACUGCAACUUUUCCUCUGCUUUUUCUUCCUCGCGUACUACGUCGGCUGGGCCACAAUAGGCGGGCUCAUCGUGAUGGGCAUCUCGUUCGUGAUCAGUAGCCAGGUGCAGCAGCGGGCACAGGCACUGCAGCGUGACGUCAUGAAGGCCAAGGACGAACGCCUCAAGAUCCAGAACGAACUUCUGAACGCGAUCAAGAUGGUGAAAAUCUACGGUUGGGAGUUCCAGUUGCGCGACCGCGUCAGGGAGAUCCGCGAUCGAGAGCUCUUCCUGCAGAAACGGGUCCGGCAGUGGAGCGGCAUCCAGUGGCUCCAGUUCACGAUUGCGCCAGGAUUCGUCGGCGCAGCGACUUUCUACAUCCACUGCAUCGUCUUUGGCCGCGAACUAGACCCCGCAACGGCGUUCACCUCGCUCGCCCUCUUCAGUGUGAUUGGGUUCCCGCUGGGGGUACUGCCGAUGCUUCUGCAGUGGCUGAUCCAGUCGCAGGUGGCAGUGAUCCGGCUAGAGGCCUUUUUGAAGAAGCCAGAAGUACAGGGCACUGUGGGAGCGGACAGUCCUGCUCAACAGACGACGAAUUCUCUUUCUCCUGGUGCACUUGGCGGAGGCGAAGGAGGAGGAGCAAGAACAUCAUUUCCUGAAGGAACAGGCUUGACGCAUGUGCCUGCACUUGCGCAGACUACCCAGACGGGGGUCGACGAAGACUAUGCGAGCACACCGGUUAGGAGUCCGCGAGCGACCCGAACAGCCGGCUCCCUGAGUAUCCCGGUGAGUCCGCGUAAUGCUGCAGUGACGAAGAGACGAGAGGCACUGUUGCAGAGAAGCUUGCUGUUGAGUACCGCAAACGAGCAAAAACGAGAGGACCCUUUGUUUCGCAUGGACCACGCCGAAGCGGAGGGCGCUUUGUUGCCUGGCGGACCGUACCCAGUGGCGCGAAACAACGAGACGGAACUCGCCAGUUCGGCCGACCUGUCACCACGGUCCGUCGCCAGUACGGCAAGCACGGCUGCGGGCUCAACAGUUGCUCCUGCUAAUCCUCGCAACCAAGCUACCAACGCUCCAGCGAAAACCAUAAAACUACCAGCAGUCGAAGCCUCUCAUCCUACAGGAAUCCUGUUGUCACCGCCUUCUCAGGCUUUUGGACCAGUAGCGGUUGAAUACGAGUGGAAUUCGCUCACAUGGCCGAACGGCGUCAAAUUCCUCGAAAAUCCUGCUGCUACGGUCGCUACAUCGAAAGUAGAUGUCCGCAAUGGCAAUGUUGCUACUACUAUAGCAUCAUCAAAAGGACCUCAAGAGGGAAAGUUCCACUUUCGUAUGGGAGAGCUAAUCGCAGUGGUGGGUCCCACAGGAGCCGGGAAGACGGGUUUCAUAACGGGUUUACUUGGAGAACUCUCAAACGGUUCGGGUGUGGAGAAGAAUGUGAUUCGAGGUCGUGGCGUGCGCUACUGCGCACAGGCGCCGUGGGUGUGCAAUAAGACCUUGCGAGAAAAUGUGACGUGGGGAGCUGCUUCUUCUUCUUCUUCUUCAGGGGCGGUUGCCAAUAAAGACACUGGUGCGGACGCGGCUACUGAGCGCAACUAUCAAGAUACGCUGUUUUGUUCCGCGUUAUUGCCGGAUUUGGAUGUGUUGCCAGACGGGGACGACACCCAAAUAGGCGACCGAGGGGUGACGCUUUCCGGCGGGCAGAAGGCUAGGGUCGCAAUCGCGCGUGCCAUCUACGACGUGAACGACGCAGACGUGUUCAUCUUCGACGACGUGCUUUCGGCGGUAGAUUCGCACGUAGCGGCGCACUUGCGGACAGAGGUCUUCCGGGGUCGCUUGCGGCCAAAGUGCGUGCUGUUGGCGACGCACGACGAGAAUACGGUGCGUUUGGCAGAUCGCAUCGUCCACAUCGGACGCCCGAAAGCAGUUGUGGCUGCUGCUGACGCACCGGGUAAUACGAUGCCGUACAGUGGUGCGAACGGCAGUGCGAACGGCAGUGAACCAGCUACGAGCGGUGCGAUGCCGCAGUUGGUCGCCGAAGCGCGGAUCUUCGACAGCUACGAAGCCUACCGUGCUGCGGUGCCGCAGGACAGCUCCGAGUCAAACGAGGACUCAGACGAGGCGAGCAGUGACGAGGGGGUCGACGACGGGGAGACGGCACUGCAGCUGGGUCCAGCGGUGACCCGCGGCCUCAGCAACGCGUCCUCCGGUGGCAGCCACCGCGCGAAGUCUCGGACGAAAAGCAAUGAAAGUGCUGGCAAGGGGAAGGACGCAGGUGCAAGCCCGAAGGAGACAACGACUAAGUCUCCAAAUGGGACUAGUGUUGGAGAGAACACUAAAGCUGGUGGUGGUGUACAACCAGGCUCCUCUAAAUCGGCAGCGGCGCCGAGCAAGGAGGAAGAACGCGAAAAGGGCUCCGUCUCCUUCGAUUGCUACGUCUAUUAUCUCCGCGCAAUGGGAGGGUGGAAGUGGAUUACGAUGUACUUCAUCGCGCUGGUCUGUUCCGAAUCUUCCACAGUGUUGAGUAAUACUUGGAUCGGGCACUGGAGCGACUCCGUAGGGCAAAUGAGCAGCGCUUCUGGUCUUUCGGUUUAUUGCGGCAUUUUGAUUUGCGGUACGUUCUUUCUCUUCUGCUUCAUCGUAUAUCGCGUCAUCAUGGGCCAGAACGCAGCUCGGAAACUCCAUAUGGACUGCCAGACUGCAGUACUCAGAGCGAAAAUGAGCUGGCUAGACGUUACGCCAGUAGGGCGAAUCUUAAAUCGCUUUGCGGAAGAUACCGUGAUCAUCGAUAACAACUUGGCGACUACUGUGUCCUUGAAUUGCCAGUGGCUCUAUCGACUUACCGCCAUCUUCGUGCUCGCAAGCAGAGUUAGCCUAUGGACCCUGGCACUCUUUGUCCCAAUUUGGAUGCUAUUCUUGCAGACGCAAAGGUAUUAUAAACAUCUAGGACAGCCCUCCACUUUCAUAUUUUACUGUUUCGUGGCGACGUAGAAACAAGGAAGUGUGAUGAAGAUGAUAUUCCAAUAGCGGUAUAUGAAACAGUUGAUUUGAAAGAUGGCUUAUACUUAAUCGUUAAAUUUAACAACACAUCAACAUCAACAGGUUCUACAUCCCUUCUGCACGCGACUUGCGAAGACUGGAUACGGUGAAUAAGAGCCCGAUUUUCUCUCAUUUCGCGGAGACGCUGAUCGGCCUCUCCACGAUUCGCGUACAUCGCCUCGAAAAGGUCGCGUCUAAGCUUAAUGUCGAGAAGCUGCAGCGCCAGUUGCAAGUGUAUUUUCUGGCGAAUUGUGCCAAUCGUUGGCUGUCUUUGCGCAUGCAGUUGACUGGCACGAUGUUGGUCAGCGGCGUGUGCUUUUUCGCAAUCGCUAUGCGGUCCUACCUAGUUGCUGGCGUAGUCGGCCUCGCAAUCAUGUACUCCCUGAAAUUGACCGAUACCUUGAACGCGUUGAACCGCGAGUCCGCAGACCUGGAAACGCAGAUGAUAUCGGUCGAACGUCUCCGCCAAUACGUGGAGCAAGUGCCGUCCGAAGCGCCACUGGAAACGGAGGAGGACUCGUCAAUAGUCCUCAACGGUCCGGGAGGCAGUGAGCAGAGCUGGCCGUCGGCUGGACGUGUGGAGUUCCAGAACGUUUCCUUGCGGUACCGCGACGAGCUGCCCUUAGUUUUGCGAAACGUGACGUUGUCAGUGCCAGCUGGCACAUCUCUCGGCAUUUGCGGUCGAACCGGUAGUGGCAAGAGCUCUCUUUUGCUGUCGUUGAUGCGCAUGGUGGAGCCUGUGGCGCCGGACUCGGUGCAGAAGAUCGAUGGCCGCGACAUCUCACGACUGGGACUGCACUACCUGCGCAAGAGCCUGAUGAUCAUCCCGCAGGACCCGGUGAUUUUCAGCGGGACAGUCAGGUUCAAUUUGGACCCAUUCAAGGAGUCCUCGGAUGAGGAGAUGCUUUCGGCACUGGAACUAGCGCAGUUAACCAGCAAACUAGGGACAAAUCUAGACGCCGAAGUAGCGGAAGGGGGCGGCAAUUUCUCACACGGUGAGAAGCAGUUGUUGGCGCUGGCAAGAGCGAUCUUGCGGUAUUCUUAUUGUGAAUUUGAAUGUUCUUUCGUGUGUACUUAUGCAAUUUCAAUAAUUAUAUAGCCAACGUAGUCUUCUACUUGUUGUUCUUUCUACAAGUAUUCACUCUCGAUACAUGAUCUCAAUGUGAUUCCAAUUUGUGCCAAUUUCACUCUUUGAACUUCUUCGUUUGAAGAUGUAACAAACUUUAACUCAAUUCCAUCUCCACAGGAAGCCGAAGGGCGGCAACGGUUUUCAUGGCAUUUUGUUGCUGGAUGAGGCUACGUCAGCCUUGGACCCCGAGUUGGACCGAACGAUUCAGAGUGUCCUUCGUUCACACUUCGCUCGCAGCACUAUUGUUACGAUUGCACACCGCAUCAGCACGAUUCUGGACUAUGAUGCAGUGGCGGUGCUCGAGAACGGACGGGUGGUCGAAUACGGUGAACCGAAGAAACUGCUGCGAAAAGGAACUGCGAGCGGCAAAUUUGCAGCAUUAGCAGCCGGCGCAACAGGAUCCGGAUCCACGACAGCGUCGUCAGGAGCUUUGAGCACACUGGGCUGAUGCGCUAGAUUUAAGGAAUUUGAGAUAUUGACCAGCGAACAAAAGUUAUGAAAUCCCUAUGACUACCACGUUCUCGCACAACCAAAAAUUUUUAAUUCGAAAAAUUUAACGACAGGGAUCCGAAAUUAAAAGUUAGUAUGAUUAACACAGAUCGAUACCUUUCAUCUCCUCCCAGUGCAUUUGUAAUCCACCUUAACCCGCCCAGCGGCAAAUAGCGACAAAUGAAACACUCAUCUUAGACUUUCUUUCAGCUGAUUGUGGUUUUUUUUCAGCACCGGUUUCGACUUACCGAUAGUCCCUGUGCUGAUAAUAUAUCACUACGAUAGUCUAAACAUUGAAAUUCAAAUUUCACUCCGAGAUCCCCUUCCAGCGAAAUCUAGUGACGCAGGUUCUUCGUUCUAUUUUUCAACUAUAUCAGCUAAACUACGUCUACGACUAGAUGAACAAAAUCGUCAGUGCUUAUUUAAGUAAUUUGUAGUUCACGACAUCAAUAGAAAUACUGUGGCAUACAAGAAUUACUGUGAAAGCAGAAAAGAAAUACUGGGGCAUACAAGAGUUACUGUGAAAGCAGUCGGUGUGAGUGGUCAUCGAAGAAGCAGGUCUCUUCGCAAGGGGGUAAAAAAAUCUGUGCCAACAUUGUCGAGUUUUUUUGUCUGUGCAUAACGAUUGUUCGAAAGUACUGAAGACGUAACACGGUAGUUAACGGUGAACCUGUGGCUGCGUAUACGGGUCCACAGAUAGUGGACCCAGCCACAGGUUCACCGUUAACUUCACUCAAGUGAUUUUUAAUCACUUGAGUGAACUCAUCCAAUUGGUGAGUCGCUAUCACUCACUACAGUACUUCAUCAUUUGUUGUGGCAUAAGUGUCAACUGUGGUAAUAAAAGUGAUUUGCGUUCUUGAAUGUUUGUAUCUAGCGUUUCCUCAAUGCAAAUCAUGGGCAUGCGUCGCUAUAUCUCAUUUUCUUAGAAUGGUACUAAAGACUUUGUGUGCAGAAUACCUAUGUUGUGGACUGUUACAUGUUGACCGCUUUAAGAAUGAUGAAACUCCGCGCAGGUGAAGACUGUGUGGCACAAGCUUCAAAAA
Amoebophrya sp. A25 is the source of this 8673-nucleotide messenger RNA. Lineage: Eukaryota; Dinophyceae; Syndiniales; Amoebophryaceae. The record is from the annotation of a GenBank genome assembly.